GGAGGGGGGGGGCGGGGCAGGAAAUUUCCCCUCCGAGGCAGGAAGGGAGGGCUCAGCCCGCCUCCCUUGCAGCCUGGAGACCCAGCCGACGGACAGGGUUGUUAUUCAAAGGACAACAGCGCCCAUUGCCUGGAUAAGACUCAUUAGGAAAGCUUUUGAACCGUGGGAUGCCCCUGUGAGAGCUCCACCACCACCGCCGCCACCAUGUCUAUGUACCUGAAGCAUUUCACAGUGGUGGGGGACGACCCCACGCAGUGGAACAAUGACUACAAGAAAUGGGAGGAGGAAGAGAUGGAGGAGGACGGGGAAGGCAAAGUGCCUGACGCAGCCAUCAAAGUGGACUCCGCUCCGAGGCCCCCGUCCUUCCGGGAUGUGAUGAAGAAGCUCUUCCAGUCGCACAAAUUCCAGAUCUUGAUUGUCGGCCUGGUUAUCGUGGAUGCCAUCUUGGUGCUGGGGGAACUGCUUCUGGAAUUAAAAAUCAUCCAUCCGGACAAAGGCGAGAUUGUGCCCAAGGUCUUCCACUACCUGAGCCUCUCCAUUCUGACCCUCUUUCUGGUGGAAGUGAGCUUCAAACUCUUUGCCUACCGCCUGGAGUUCUUCAAGCACAAGUUUGAAGUCCUGGAUGCCGUUGUGGUCAUUGUCUCCUUCGUCCUUGACAUCGUCCUCCUGUUCCGGGAGCACGAGUUCGAAGCCCUCGGGUUGCUGAUCCUCUUGCGAUUGUGGCGCGUGGCCAGGAUUAUCAACGGGAUCAUUUUGUCCGUGAAGACACGGUCUGAGCAACAUGUCUCCAAGCUGAAGCAAGCCAACCUGCAGCUCACGGUGAAGGUCCAACAGCUGGAAGGCAACUGCGCAGAGAAGGAGAUAGAAAUCGAAAGGCUGACCAACCUAUUGAAACAACACGGGCUCCUCACCCAGCUCAGAUAGAUAGAUGCCUGGCCGUGACCCUCCUGGGCUGGAAUGCCUUUCCUCGAAAGGAGUCCCGGUGUCGAAAAGCUAUUUCUCUCCCUGCUCUAUACUGUGACAUUUUGAAAAUCUCCUUUUGUACAUUCUUGUCGGUAAGCCUCUUCUGUGUCCUUGGCUCCCCCUCCCCGCUCCCCCCCAAAAAAACCUCUUUAUCAGUGUUGUCAAACCAGUCCGCAAGCUGGAAGACUCAAUUAUUCCAAUCUUUAAUUGUACAGCUGUACAGUGUGAAAAUAAAUAAACAUCACUUUAAAAAGCUCAA
Anolis carolinensis (green anole) is the source of this 1222-nucleotide messenger RNA. RefSeq names its product hydrogen voltage gated channel 1 (gene hvcn1). Gene Ontology annotation, cellular component: plasma membrane. Lineage: Eukaryota; Metazoa; Chordata; Lepidosauria; Squamata; Anolidae. The record is from RefSeq and is a predicted model, not a curated record. The transcript is spliced from 7 exons. Gene Ontology annotation, molecular function: voltage-gated proton channel activity. Gene Ontology annotation, biological process: proton transmembrane transport. Bases 205 to 924 code for a protein of 239 amino acids.